This is a messenger RNA of Kwoniella shivajii, 708 nucleotides long. RefSeq lists its product as uncharacterized. The coding region runs from base 1 to 708 and encodes 235 amino acids. NCBI's taxonomy places the organism in Eukaryota, Fungi, Basidiomycota, Tremellomycetes, Tremellales, Cryptococcaceae. The transcript has 4 exons. The record is from RefSeq and is a predicted model, not a curated record.
AUGGUAGACAGCACGGACCCUGUCGUGGUCGCACCGGCUGCUCAGCUAUCGUUUCCCCCCUUCCCCAAAACGCCUCGUGUCGUGAAAAUCAAGACCGCCCAAUCUUGGAAAGCUCCUGGUAUAUGGCUAAUCUCUAACCGCGCUGAAGCUACCCCCCAUGAUGCCAAUGGAACCGCCUUAAUCACGAUAGGUAAACCAUUUGCUGGCAUUGAUAUCACCUUGGAAGAGAAGGAAGAGCUGCGAAGAAGCAAACGCAGAGAAACCUAUCACAGAAAGAAGGAUGCGGAGGGUAGACCAGGUUUGCGAAUCGCUCAGGACGAUUGCUGGAAAAUAGGACAGGUAGACUGCGCAUGGCAGGAGCCAGACAACACUAGUCUCUCCGAUUUUGACAUAGACUUUCUCUACUCUCGACACGCUGAAUUUCAAUUCAGAAGAAACAAACGAUUAUUCGACCUGCUCCGAAACGCUCUUGGAAUCAAGAGCAACUUCAUAGGAAGUCACUGGCCCGGCUCUGGUCCCAACGGAGUCGGCUACGUGGCCCCUAGUAGCGUAACCAAUGGUGGAGGAGAAUAUUUCCAUUCUGCUCUCGACUCCUUGGACCAAAAAGGAUCUAUCGACGAAGAAGUCUGCGUCCUUUUGCGUCGACCAGAAACGAGUAUCCGAGGAUUCCUUGCGCUUGCUAAACGAGAAGCUGAAGCCGCCUGGUGA